This is a messenger RNA of Drosophila obscura, 1719 nucleotides long. RefSeq lists its product as uncharacterized. Gene Ontology annotation, molecular function: zinc ion binding; nucleic acid binding. The transcript is spliced from 2 exons. The coding region runs from base 1 to 1719 and encodes 572 amino acids. Lineage: Eukaryota; Metazoa; Arthropoda; Insecta; Diptera; Drosophilidae. The record is from RefSeq and is a predicted model, not a curated record.
AUGGCCGAAGGUGUAGUGGAAUUAAUUUGCGAGCAAGCUGCGUUGGUAGACUCGGUGAAGCGUAUGUUGGAAAAGUUCAAAAAUGAUGAGACCAGUAAAUCUGAAGCGCAUAUGGAGGCUAGAUUGGAAGCUAUGACCACGGUACAUGCGGAAUUUCGCGCGAAUCAUCGUAAGCUGAUACGGUCGGAGGAUGAUUUGGUGAAGCCGGGUUAUUUGGAGGUGGAUCUUGAAGGGCAGUUUGAAGAAGCGUAUAUCGUUUGUGUCGCGCAAAUUCGAACGGAAUUAAACAUCUCGAGAGGUCGGAUUCUUGCAUCAACGCUCAUCUCAUCCGGUGAAGUGCAGCGAAAUGGGUCCACCGAACCUACUGGUGUUAGCGGGUCAGCCGGUGUUGAAGAGGUUAAACUUCCUAGAGUGAAACUACCCAUGUUCAGUGGAGAAUUUGUGGAUUGGCCGGCAUUUAAGGACAUGUUUGAAGCUCGGGUCCAUAAUUGUCCUAGACUCACGGAUUUGCAUCGAUUUCACUACCUCAAAGAUUCUCUUUCAGAUGAAGCGAAAAGGGAUAUACAACACCUUACUCUGAUAGAAUCUAAUUACAGUGUAGCUUGGCAAAUGUUGUUGAAAUUGUAUGAUAAUAAGCGAGUGUUGUUUCAGCAUUAUAUGCAGGUUCUCGAGCAACAGCCCAUGGUCCGUAACGACGACCCUGUGUCGCUAAAAGGGUUUUUGCAAACUUGUCGUUCAUGCAUUAAAUCGCUGGAGAAGGUGGGGGUGGAUCUCACCCAUCAGAGCCACAUUUUGGUAUACCUGAUGACGAAGAAGCUGCCAGCGCAGAUACGAUUGGAUUGGGAAAAAUCGAUAGCUCAAUCGCAAGAAUUACCAACUUUCGAGGAGCUGUCUACCCAGCUAGACGGUCAGUAUAGGACGAUGGUCACGACAGCCUCAGCUGACAGAGUGUUGUCAUCGAACAAGGAGAGUAAAGGCGCUGCUGGGUCCGGCGUAAAACGCAGGGAUGUUAAAUCUUCAUUUGUUGCCCGAUCGGUGGAUCAAUGCGCAGUCUGUGGAACUGAAGGUCAUUCCAUAGUCGACUGCAAGGUAUUUGGAGGCAUGAAUGUAACAGACCGGCGGGCAUCGGUGAUGAAGUAUCGCUUGUGUUUCAAUUGUUUGGGAAGCAACCAUCAGUCUCGCAGGUGCAGGCUAAAAAACAAUUGUUCGAUUUGCACAGACCGACACCACACUCUUGUCCAUGUGAAGCGUCAAAUAAGGGAUUCUGGGGAUCAGGUGCAACAGAUCACGUCGAAUGUCAUAAAUGGUGCGCCCGCUAUAGGAACGCAAAAAUAUGAGGUACUGCUGCCUACGGCGUUGGUCACCAUUGAGUCAUCAGAAGGCUUCCCGUUGCAAUUUAGGGCAUUCUUAGACCAAGGAUCGCAAGCUUCGUUUGUAUCGGAAAACGUAGCGCAAAGACUAGGAUUGUGUCGACAAAAGACACAUUUAAAGGUAAACGGGUUAUCCAAUGCGCGGAUUACGGAAGCAUCCUCUUCAGUUCUGUUGAAAAUCGGAUCACGGUUUGAACCGCAAGUGAAGUACAAUGUCACAGCGUGGUCCAGGAUGAUUCAUCUGCGGAAUUGGAAGGGUUGCUCCGACGGUUCUGGGAGCUUGAGCAGUAUGAGCAAGAAGCUGGAGGAUUAUCGAAUGAAGAACAAUGGUGUGAGGAACAUUUUCUAG